AAAUAAAAAAAGAAAAUACAACAUUAUGAGAAAUUUUAUCCACCAUACAUGAGAGGUCACCAUUCAAAUUUUUUGAUUUGAUUUUGCUAAAACUCAAUGGCCAUUCACAGUUCUGAAAUAAAUAACAAUAAUAAGCAUGUCAAAUUGUGUCUCUUUUUCUCCAAUGAGUUCUUCAUUCCUCAACCUUACAUUUCCAUUUUUCUCCAACAAUUAUCCCCAUUUCGCCCAAAUCCAAAUCCAAACCCGCAACCACCAACCUCUUCUUCUUCGUCGUCGUCGUUUCCGCGGUUUUGGUUUUCUCAGAGAAGCUAAAUCCUCAAGUAAACGAUGCCGUUUGGCUCCUGCCAUGGCCAGCUCCAUGGAGCUUCCACUCCUUCCCUUUGGCUUGUCUGAGGUUCUUGUUCCCUCUGAGAGUAAGACAUUGCAUUUAUAUGAAGCAAGAUAUCUUGCUCUGCUGGAAGAGUCAUUGAUGAAAAAGUCCAAGCUUUUUGUGCAUUUUAUAUUGGAUCCCAUCAUGGUUGAUGAGGCGUCGGCUGAACCAUCAUUUGCAGCCAGAUAUGGUUGUCUGGUUCUAAUUGAAAAUGUCGAAAAAUUAGAUGUUGGAGCACUAGUCUCUAUAAGAGGAGUUGGUCGCAUCAAAAUUGUGAAAUUUGCACAGGCAACUCCAUUCUUGAAAGGUGUAGUCAUACCAGAGAAGGAUGGUGAUCCUGAGAGUUUAAGCAGAUUGAGCUCAAAAGUUUCAGAGAUGAAGGAGGCUCUUCAUAGUUUGAACAGCUUAGAGAUCAAAUUGAAGGCACCAAAGGAGGCACCAUUGCAGACUCGCACAGCAAACUCACUGGCCUGGGCUGAGAAGACCCCAUCUAUAGAUUGUGAUGAAGCUUUCAUUCCAUCAUUGUCUGAGCGUUUGUCUUUUGCUGGUUUUCAACCUGUAACAGUUUGAUAAUCAUAGGCAACCGGGAAUGAUAUCUUUGAUUCAGGUUUUCUAAGUUUGUCACUAGUAAAAGUACAAUGUCACAAUCGCAUCUCAUUACUGUCGAGCUAAAAUACUAGUGUAAGUGAUUCCUGCUCUAGCUUCGUAAGUUAUUAAGUAUGGCUUUGUGAAGAUUAGUUAGUUGAGAGUUUGUUAAGUGAGCCUUCAUUGAGUGAGUUAGUAAGGAAUUCGGUUAUGACAGGUUGUCAUAACAGUUAUUGUGUAACUAGCUCUAUAUAAGCUUGAUCAUGCUUAUUGUACAGUGUAAUCUUUUCGAAUCAAUGAUAUUCAUUUGUCUCUCUUUAAUUACACUAAUGAUUAUCAGCAUUUUGCAAAAAAUACAAAAUUGGAACUGAUCGGGGCUUUGACAGGAUCAACUGAAUCCGAACUUCUAAAGUUGCAGAGUAAGAAGCUACAAGCAAUGGAGGUUAAAGACACAAUUAACAGGCUAGAUGAAUCUCUAGAGUUAAGUAAAGAAAAUGUUUCUAGGGUUGCUGCCAGACUAGCUAUACAAUCAUUGGAAAUACAGUGAGUUAUGACAGGCCUAUCUGAUUCCUCCCUCAGGUAUAGGAUAAAAUAGAUCAGUUUUCCCCUUAAAUUUUCGCAGACAGAAUGAAAUAUUUAUUUGUAAUUGGUGUUCUAAAUAUGAUCUUUAGGACAUACAAACACAUUUACUGUGAAAUGUACAAAUUAAGUAAUGUCUCUUAUUUGGCUUUGCAUUUUACCUUUUGUACUAUAUAUAUGAAGUUGAAAUUCAUUUUCAAGU
Cannabis sativa is the source of this 1736-nucleotide messenger RNA. RefSeq lists its product as uncharacterized. Lineage: Eukaryota; Viridiplantae; Streptophyta; Magnoliopsida; Rosales; Cannabaceae. The transcript has 7 exons. Bases 137 to 940 code for a protein of 267 amino acids. The record is from RefSeq and is a predicted model, not a curated record.